This is a messenger RNA of Spirodela intermedia, 2100 nucleotides long. The record is from the annotation of a GenBank genome assembly. NCBI's taxonomy places the organism in Eukaryota, Viridiplantae, Streptophyta, Magnoliopsida, Alismatales, Araceae.
AUGGAGUUCAACCUCCUUCCUCUGCCCUCUCCUAAGGAGGUAAAGUCACUAGUGGAGGAGGACCUCAUCAAUCAAGUGGGCAUCCAAGAGGAAGAGAGGGAAGGUGGAGAAGAAGAAGAAGAAGAUGAUGAUGAUGAUGAAGAAGAGGAUGAUGAUGAUGAUGAUGACGACGACGACGACGACGACGACGAUGAUGAUGAUGAUGAUGAUGAUGAUGAAUCUGAUGAUUAUGAUUAUGAGGAAAGACAAGAAGAAGAAGAAGAAGGCGAUAAAGACCACCCACUUCAGCUCUCCUAUCCUGCUGCGAGUUCUCUAGAUCCCUCUGUGACCAGCGUAGACAAGUUCCUAAGGCAGUGCCCAGUCUGCAACAUUGGAAAGCCCCUCAAUUGGGCACUCUGUGCAUCAUCAAUCUACAAGGCAAAGAAUCAACUAGCCACCUUUUUUCCCCAUUUUCUUUCAUUCCUAUUUUAGAAAAAUACGAAUUUCUUUCUUAUUAGAAUUUUCCUUUUAAAUUUAGGGGAGGUUCGAGAUAUAAUAUAGUGAAAAAAAUUAUCUCUCAUUGUGUUUUGUGAAUAAUAAAUGCACCCAAGAACAUGGGUAGUUUUACUCACCCAAAUCUUAUAUUUGGAGGUAAGCCAUAUUUUUUUAGUGGGAGAAGCAAUAAUAACCCACUUAUUUCUCCUUUGUUAGGAGGGGGACACGGACCUCAAGCCUCAAAAUCAGAAAGUCAAAUAUCCAUUUCCUCCCCUUGGCUUUCUCUCUCUCUCUCUCUCUAGCCAUAGUUGGUCUAUUUUUCUUUCUCUACCAUUUGUUAGGCUAAGUCACCAUAACUAGACGGUUUAUGUGCCCAAUUUCUCCCAUUAGCUCUCUCUCUCUCUCUCUCUCUAUCUAUCUAUCUAUCUAUCUAUCUCUCUAUCUCCAACAAAAGUUAGCCUAUUUUUCUUUCUAUACUUCAUUUUUUAGGCUAAGUCACCAUAACUAGACAAUAUGUGCCCAUUUCUCCCCUUUUCUCUCUCUGUCUAGCAAAGGUUGGCCUACUUUUUCUUUCUAUACCCCAAUUUUUAGGUUAACUCACCAAAACUAUACAAUUUAUGUGCCCAUUUCUCCCAUUGGCUCUCUCUCUAGCCAAAUUUGACCUACUUUUCUUUCUAUACUCCAUUUUUUAGGCUAAGUCACCAUAACUAGAUAAUUUAUGUGCCCAUUUUCUCACCUUCUCUCUCUCUCUCUCUCUCUCUCUCUCUCUCUCUCUCUCUCUCUCUCUCUCUCUCUCUCUCUCUAUCUAUUUAUCUCUAGCCAAAGUUGGCCUACUCUUUUUUCUAGACUCCAUUUUUUAGGCUAAGGCACCAUAACUAGACAAUUUAUGUGCCCAUUUUCUCCCCUUUGCCCUCUCUCUCUCUCUCGCCAAAGGUUGACCUAUUUUUCUUUGCAUACUCCAUUUGUUAGGCUAAGUGACCAUAGCUAGACAAUUUAUCUGCCCAUUUUCUCCCAUUGCCUCUCUCUCUCUUUCUCUUUUCUCUAGCCAAGGUUGGCCAAUUUUCCUUUUCUAUAGUCCAUUUUUUAGGCUAAGUCACCAUAACUAAACGAUCCAUUUUGUCUCCCUUGCUCUCUCUCUCUCUCUCUCUCUUGCCAAGGUUGGCCUACUUUUUCUUUCUAAACCCCAUUUUUUAGGCUAAGUCACCAAAAUUAGACAAUUUAUCUGCCCAUUUCUCCCAUUGCCUCUCUCUCUCUCUCUAUCUAUCUAUCUAUCUCUAACCAUAGUUGGCCUAUUUUUCUUUCUAUACUUCAUUUUUCAGGCUUAACUCCAUAACUAGACAAUUUAUGUGCACAUUUUUUGCCAUUGGCUCUCUCUCUCUCUCUCUCUAGCCAAGGUUGGCCUAUUUUUCUUUCUACACUCCAUUUUUUGGGCGAAGUCACCAUAACUAGACAAUUUAUGCACAACGUUCACACUUCGUGUCCAAUAUUUCCGACUUUGAUCUGAAUUCAUGAUUUAUUGCUUAUGGGCAGGCCCUCUGUGAAGGUUGUGGAGCACACUAUGAGAAGACUCCAAAGAAGACCAGCAUCAGCAUUGGAGCCGGGCCUUCCUCCUCCCAGAGGAACUAG